Zonotrichia albicollis (white-throated sparrow) is the source of this 659-nucleotide messenger RNA. NCBI's taxonomy places the organism in Eukaryota, Metazoa, Chordata, Aves, Passeriformes, Passerellidae. The record is from RefSeq and is a predicted model, not a curated record.
CCCAUCCUUUUAAUCUAUUUAUACCAGGUUCUGCAGGAGUUCCUGGUUGACCAGUGCUCUUCCAUUAACCCAGUCCCUUUCCCUUGCAGACGAGCCCUCCAUGUCGGAAAUGAGCCAUUCCAACGGGAUUUACAGCACCCUGAGCGAAGCCUCGCCGGCGCUGGGGCGGCAGGCGGGCACCAACGGGAGCUUUGCCCUGGAGCACGGCGCCAUCCCGGCCCCGGAGCCGUUCCACGAGCUGCGCUCCAGCAGCCCCUACGGCAUCCCCCCGUCGCCCGCGGCCCUGCAGGCCCUGCCAGGCCACCAGCCCUUGAUCUCCAGCCUGGUGUACCCCGACAACGGCCUGGCCAUCAUGGGACAGAGCGGAGCAGGGGUGCCCCAGCCCAUGAGGGUGCUGGCCGGGAAUGGACCGAGCUCCGACCUCUCCACGGGCAGCAGCGGCGGGUACCCCGAUUUCCCGGCCAGCCCGGCCUCCUGGCUCGAUGAGGUCGACCACGCUCAGUUUUGAUACAGGGGCCACCCCCAGGCAGCGGGAAGGGAAAGGACUCGGUGCUGUGAAAUGUCACCUGCUCUUGGAAAGGACAGAGGGACAGCCGUGAGGGCCGUGACACGCAGGGAGCAGAGGGGAUUUCGGAGAUGAGCCUGGCAUGAUGAUGAUG